AUAACAAAUGCAAAACAAACCCUUGAGCGCCUGCGUCUGUUUUGCGCCGCGACUGCGUGAGUUGCGGAGAUCAAUAAAAGGGCUCGUUAGGCUAUUUGCCAUCACACCCAACGCAGAAUAUAUUUAACUUCAUAUUUCGUCCAGUAUGAAUGUUUUCUUACAGUUUGUGUUUGUGCUCUCCUUGACGAAGAUAAAGGCUUCUGUGUAUCCAAAAGCAAAGGACGGCAGCCCAGUGCCUUGUCUCGCACCUACUCAAUGGGAGGGGAGGUCUGUUGAAUACGACCACUCCACCGGCCGGAAUACACGGUCGGCCGUGUCGUAUGAUGCCAAGAACCAGAGAAUUCGAAUUCUCCAACAGAAUAAAAGACACACACCAUGUGAGAAGUUCUUUGAAUACAUCUACCUUUAUAAUAGUGGCAUAAUGUUCCAGAUUGAGCAGAAGACCAAGCAGUGUUCAAAGAUAGCUCUGGCCCAGGCUUGGGACCCCUUUGAUAUCCCCAAUAACUCCACCUAUGAAGACCAGUACUUCAUUGGGGGCCCAGGUGAUAUGGUUGAGGUGCAGGAGUGGUCAGACAGGAAACCAGCCCGCAAACAUGAGGCCUGGGUUGGUGUCUACACAGUGAAGGACUGCUACCCUGUCCAGGAGACCUACACAAGGAACAGUAGCGUGACCACUUCCACCCGCUUCUUUGACCUUGAGUUGGGUAUCAGUGACCCUGCUGUGUUUACUCCACCCAGCACCUGCCAGUCUGCCCGCCUGGAGAGGAUGAACUCUGACUGCUGAGAUGUUCCCUUUUAACCCAUUAAUUAAUUAGAUACAGUCAAAAUGUAGUGUAAAAUUACAAUUUAAAGUACAUGUUUACAGUACCUAAAAACUUUAAACUCAUCACUUUGAUUCUGAUUCUGAUUUACCCGCUGGACAUUUAGGUCAAUUUCUUAGAUUCUGGGCUAGACAAUUCUGUAUUUGUGAAUGCUGUGGUGUCUUUAUUUAAAAAAAAUUGCAAUGUAUCUGAACUGAAACCAUUAAGGUAAAUGAUGCUUAAUAAUGCUAAUAAUUGAUACUAAAUAAUUAUAUUUAGUAUGGCUUUCAGUACUGGUUUUGGAAGACCAUUGAACUUUGUUGUAGAGUUUAAUGACACAAUCUCAAAUAACGUAUGCCCCCAGUUUUCAGGAAUUAACUCUUGUAAACCUCAAUAAAGUGGUAAUAAAACAUCCAAAACCUAGAACAAAUUUAUUAGCAUUUAUGAUAGGAUAAAGUCAUAAUUUCAAUUAAGACAACUAAUUGUGAAACAAUAGAAUUCAGCAAUAUCUACAUUUUCCGUUAUCUAUUUGCCAAUAUAAUUUAGUUGUUCCUGCAGACCACGAUCCUAAAUAGAUUUUGCACAAAAUGUUGUUUGACUGGCAGCUGUAACGGCACCUGUUUGUUAUGAAUAUUCAGCCAAGGAUUGUAAUCUGUUUUGAAUUAAUGCCAGCAUUGUGCUUACUUAAACAUGAUGGGGUGUCUGGAUAACCGUCUGUCUACUCUUAUUAAAAGGAUU
Hypomesus transpacificus is the source of this 1538-nucleotide messenger RNA. RefSeq names its product ependymin related 1 (gene epdr1). Gene Ontology annotation, cellular component: extracellular region; lysosome. Gene Ontology annotation, biological process: cell-matrix adhesion. Bases 146 to 784 code for a protein of 212 amino acids. Gene Ontology annotation, molecular function: calcium ion binding. NCBI's taxonomy places the organism in Eukaryota, Metazoa, Chordata, Actinopteri, Osmeriformes, Osmeridae. The transcript is spliced from 3 exons. The record is from RefSeq and is a predicted model, not a curated record.